Ceutorhynchus assimilis (cabbage seed weevil) is the source of this 765-nucleotide messenger RNA. The record is from the annotation of a GenBank genome assembly. NCBI's taxonomy places the organism in Eukaryota, Metazoa, Arthropoda, Insecta, Coleoptera, Curculionidae.
AUGCCGCGACCAAGCAGAGACAGUUAUGGUGAUCAAAAACCUCCUUAUUCGUAUAUUUCAUUGACUGCGAUGGCUAUAUGGAAUAGUCCAGAAAAAAUGCUGCCUUUGUCGGAAAUCUACAAAUUUAUUACUGAUAGGUUUCCUUAUUAUAGAAAAAACACUCAAAGAUGGCAAAACUCUUUGCGACACAACUUAUCCUUUAAUGAUUGUUUCAUAAAAAUCCCUCGUCAGCCUGAUAGGCCUGGAAAAGGUGCAUAUUGGGCCUUACAUCCAGCAGCAUUCGACAUGUUUGUCAACGGAAGCCUUCUACGCAGAAGAAAGCGCUUCAAACUACUAAAAAGCGACAAAGAAAUACUCGAAAAUGAACUAGCAGCUUUAACAAACAUCAACAGAAUCUUCUUUACACCUCCUGCAAACCCUAAUGACGUAAUCAAUCCAGCAGCAUCUUUAGUACCACCAACAUCCUCAACCCAAACACCAGUAAUAGAACCACCAACAACAAAAUCGCCUCAAGAACAAACAACUUUGAUCCGACCUAAACGAUCUUUUACAAUAGAAUCAUUAAUAUCUCCAGAUAAACCAUCAGUACCAACGAUAGCACCAGUAGCUCACCAUUUAAUACCGCAUGUGCACCCUUGGAUGCUGACUUCGUGCUACGAUUUGAGUGCAUAUGCUGGACCGAUGCUAAUGCAAAACGGGCCGUCGCACGGGUUCGAUUACGGGCUUGGGAGCAAUGAGGAGUUGUUCAGAGUGUCCCAAUUAUAG